AUGUCUGGCAAUCAGAUCAUUGGGAAUCGGAACAGCACGCCUGAGGCGUCAAGCUCCCUUCGGCCCCCUACGUCUCGAAACCUUGGCACCGGCCAUCACCUACGAGCUUCUGCUGACAUGGGAGCAUUCUCCUCUUCUCCGUUAUCAGGAAGGAGCAUCAGACCUGCUUCUGAAAUGAUCUACAACCAGUCACAGCAGUAUGACGCUGCGGACAAAGCUGCCGAACAGUGGAUAGCUGAAAUUGAUCAAUGUGAGACUACUCUGGAAGAAAUGGCGGGUGCUACAACAGAUCAAGAUUUUAAAGAUGAACUAACAGCGAUUGAGCAAUGGUUCCGAGUUUUGAGUGAAGCCGAAAGGACCGCGUCCUUGUAUUCACUCCUCCAACAGGCCACCAAGGUACAGAUUCUAUUCUUUAUUCAGACAUUGGAAGAAAUGCUUCGGAAGCAUCCUAUGCCGGGCAUACUUUCUCCCGCAAAGGUUGGAGACCAGGACAACAUGUCAAAUCGGAUGAGCGAUGCUAUGGGCAAGGAAGGCUCUCGACACUCUCUCGGUCGACCUUUGCCGUCGCCCGGUAACAAAAGAAAUUCGGGACUGGAUCCAUCUACGAUCACUGCUAUGUUUCCAGACGCGGCCGCAGCUAUCGCCAAGAAAAAAGCCGAGUAUACUCAGCAUACGGGAAAUGCACCAACCUCAAAUCGCAACAGUGCCGCGUUUGGGGAGCGCUCAUCCUUAGUCGCGCCAUCCAUAUCAGAGCCUACAGACAACGCAAAAGAAAACAUUAUGCAGCCUAAUCCCACACCAUGGGGCCAGCGGGCUGCCGAGAAUCGUCCCAAGUCGUCCUCAGGGCAACAACCCAUGGGUCAAUUCAGUCAGCCGCCUGCAUCCGCCGGAUUACGUUCUCCACAUCAAAUGCAACUAUCAGGCCAUAGCAAUGUCCAGACUACAAGCGUUCAUGCCCCAGAGAACGCCGGCGAUCUACCCAUGCUUUCACCAUACAACAUCGGAAAUGCAAGUUGGGCUUCCAUGUCUAACACGCCGAUGGCGCCCAAUUUCAACACCCAGCAGGCCGCGACACAAGCAGACAUGGUAGCAAACGCGACAGCUAUGAAGCUUGCUGCCCUAUCGACGGUCAACAACCGCAUAGCGUUGGACGAUGUUCGUAAAUAUCGUCGUACGAGGUCAAAUGAUGGCGAAAACAGUGCGAGCCAGAUGCCUAUGUCUCCCGCCUUGCCUCAGAAUGUGCUGGUCGUGAACGAAAGCGGACAGUUACUGAACUCGCAGCCAUUGAACGCGCAACAGCUUGCCGCAAUCCAGGCGCAACAACAAGCUGCUUUUGCGGCCCAACGUUCUAGACCCGAUUCUCCAGGUAUUGCCAUGCACGGCGGUGGCUUCGGCAACAUGACUUUCGCCUCGCCGCAAAAUAAUGGCUAUCUGGCAGCUUACGACGCUUCAGCCGGGCUGAGCGGCGGUAUGGGUGCUCUAAAUUUAGGUCAGUUCGGUAUGGGACUUGGCAAUAGUCAUGAGGGAUAUCUCUCUGAUCAUUCGGAAAUGGCCAGAGGCAGAUCUCCGAGGGGCAGAAGGGGGAGCUCAAAGCCACCAGAGGAUCCAACUGAUCCGAGUUUACUGCAAGAUAUCCCCAGUUGGUUAAGAAGCUUGAGGCUUCAUAAGUAUACCGACAAUUUGAAAGAUUACAAGUGGACUGAUCUAGUAGAAUUGGAUGAUAAAGGCUUGGAGGAUCGCGGUGUCAAUGCGUUAGGCGCAAGGAGGAAAAUGCUAAAGGUUUUCGAGCAAGUCAAGGAGGCAAAAGCUGAGGGCAAGCUGUGA
Molecule: messenger RNA, 1824 nt
Organism: Letharia columbiana
Lineage: Eukaryota; Fungi; Ascomycota; Lecanoromycetes; Lecanorales; Parmeliaceae
Exons: 3
Coding region: 1-1824 (607 amino acids)
Biological process (GO): nuclear-transcribed mRNA poly(A) tail shortening; regulation of mRNA stability
Cellular component (GO): P-body
Molecular function (GO): protein binding; translation repressor activity; mRNA binding
Source: RefSeq, a predicted model, not a curated record